ACCACUUGCUGGUCCACACACCCCUGUGGGCACAGACGCUCUCGUCUGAAGUAUACAGUGCAGACGUAGAACUACAACUUCCGGAGGCCCCCGCGGCAUGCGUGCUCCGCUGUAGGAGAAACUACGUUGCCCAGAAGUCCUCAUUCCGCACUGCGGAACCUACCGGCUUUGGAAAAGUGGCCGCGGGACAACGUGACACGCAGUUGGACAUGGCUUUCUUUGUCAGAUCUGUGGGUCGCCUGUUGGGCCCCGUCAGUAGGUCAGCGGCGCUACUGGGUGACAGGUGGCUCCAGCCCCAGGCCUGGCUGGGUCUUCCCGACGCCUGGGGACACCCCGCCAUGCAGCAGACCCGGGGCAAGGCGCGCGGGAACGAGUAUCAGCCGAGUAACAUCAAACGCAAGCACAAGCACGGUUGGAUACGGCGUUUGAGCACGCCAGCUGGCGUCCAGGUCAUUCUUCGCCGCAUGCACAAGGGCCGCAAAUCAUUGAGCCAUUGAGGAGCGCGACGCUGCCGGCGGGGAUCCCCCCCCCCCCCCCGCCACUAUUAAAGCAUUUUCCUCGCUUAGCCUACCACCGUUUUUGUUGGGAGCUGGAGAGCAGCGACGAGUCGGACUCGGACGGACAUGAAUCCUCCUCAAAUUUCUGGUGGCCCAGGGGGAGAAAUCUUGGAUUGGUCUGGAAGGCGGAAUGGGAACUCAGACCUUGCCAAGUGCCUUUUUACGCUUUUGAAUUAGGAAGAAUUUCUAACAUAAGCAACAGUCCACAGAAUGGUACAGUGAACGCCCGUGUGACCUUGUACACCUCUCUGACCACCAAUACCUGCAACACAUCCUGCCCUCUCCUGAGAUGCAAAUCUCAGGCAUCAGGUUAUUUCUUCUGUAAAUACUUCAGAACGCAUCUCUCCAAGAUAAAGACCCUUUAAUACAUAUUCGCAAAACUUUUCAGAGCUUAAAAAAAUGGUCAAUAAUUCCUAAUGUCAUUAAAAGUCUAAUAAAUAUUUAAAUUUCUA
Messenger RNA from Camelus dromedarius (Arabian camel), 1009 nucleotides. It is a transcript of the gene MRPL34, whose product is annotated as mitochondrial ribosomal protein L34. Gene Ontology annotation, biological process: translation. The record is from RefSeq and is a predicted model, not a curated record. The transcript has 2 exons. The coding region runs from base 210 to 497 and encodes 95 amino acids. Lineage: Eukaryota; Metazoa; Chordata; Mammalia; Artiodactyla; Camelidae. Gene Ontology annotation, cellular component: mitochondrial large ribosomal subunit; ribosome. Gene Ontology annotation, molecular function: structural constituent of ribosome.